GUGUCAGUGUGGUGGUUUGAGAAAGUGAAUGUUGGGGCUUUGGAGUACUCAGGGUUUUUUGUUUGCCAUGGACAAAGGGUGGACACAAUUUACCUUUAGGUUACCCUUGUUUGUAAUCUUCCUGCUCUUUUUGAGAACUACUCAUGGAUUUAAAGGUGGGGCUCGUUCAGAUGCUCACCACUGGUGGGGCCAACCGUCAUACAAAACCUUCUCACCUCGUGCAGUCCAGUCUUCUGUGUCAGAGGUCCCUGUGACUGGGAUUUUGCCUGAAGAAGUGGGCUCUAGUAGGUUCACUAACAGACCCCUGAAAAGGUUGAACUUGCACCAAUUUGUUAAAGGUGGUGUUUCCAGCAGCCAUGGAUCAAUGUCCCAUGCACAGACAGCUCCAAGCAGCUCUGUUUUAGCUUCCUUGCCUCUACCCUUAAAUGAACGGUAUAUAGGCCAUUUGACAUCGCUCCAGGGUUCCUCUGGCUCAGCCGCUACAGAUACUACUAGUGUUUCUACACAAGGAGAAAGUAGCUUCCCUGCCAUGCUUGGCACUUCUGGCCUGUCCACCAGUGAUCAAAGGUCCCCUAGUUUGUACAUGUCCAGCUCCUUGGAAACCUUUGGUGCUAAAUCAGCAGAAGCCACUUUGCCCAUGUUCUCUCAGGAGAGUAUGUCUUCCAGCAGUUCAUCUUCUCCAGGUGCCACGUACACUUCUCAAGGUAGCCCAGUGCUGGCUUCAGAAGGCUCUGGUCAAUCCAUCUCCCCUCAGGGUGAAAGUAGUUCCAGUGGCUUGUCUCAAGGGGCCUUGAGUGAAUAUAACCAGGACUCCAAUAACAUGCUCAGUUCAUCUGUUUCUAGUCAGUCUACCAGUGACCAGAGUACCCCCAGUUUGUCUACUUCUAGCAUUCAGGGAAGUUCAGGCAGUUUGCUGGAAGCUUCUGGCUCUUCUUUUCAAGGGGAAGUGGCAGGGGUUAGCUUACUUGUUGACUUGUCUCCCCAAUCACAAGACCACUCCAGUCAGCUUCUACCCUCACCCUUGGAGGUCUCUAGCCAGUCUACUAAUGGUCAAAGCACUCCCAGCUUGUUUAUGCUUGGCUCUGAGAGCAGUUCAGAUUCACAGUCAACAGAUCCUGCUUCACCUCAAGACACUGAGGAUAGUCUCUCUCAAAGCAUUUCUAGCCAGUCCACAAGCGUUCAAAGUUCACCUAGUGUGUCUACAAGCACCCAGAGCAGGUCUGCCACCAAGUUAACUUCCAGUAAUUUUUUUCCUGUGCAGGGAGGUAGUAGUUCUACUAGCUUAUAUCUGAAGCCUCAGGGCGCUCUUUAUGCUCCUGCGUCCCAUACCAAAUAUGUCAGUUUUCCCAUGUCAUCACACCCAGCUUUUUAUAGCCAGUCAAAAAGUAGCUCUGGUCCAUGGUUUGGGGGCUCUACUGGCUUUGCCACCGAGGGAAUGAGUAGCGCUUACAGUGGUUCCUUCCAGCCUCAAGGUACCACAAGUCAGUUUGCCUCUGGGUCUCCAUCCUACUAUCCAAGUGUCUCACCCUGCAGUCAGUCUGCUGCAGUCCAUAGUUCACAGAAACAGUUUGCCUCUAGUUAUGGCACCCAGUCAGGCUCCUCUAAGCUAUUGACUCUGCAGGGAAGCACCACUAAUAGUGAAUCACUCCAGCCUCAAGGUACCACAAGUCAGUUUGCCUCUGGGUCUCCAUCCUACUAUCCAAGUGUAUCACCCUCCUCCCCCCAACGUGCCUCCAGCCAGUCUGCUGCAGUCCAAAGUUCACAGAAGCAGUUUGCCUCUACCUAUGGCACCCAGUCAGGGUCCUCUAAGCUAUUGACUGUGCAGGGAAGCACCACUUAUGGUGAAUCACUCCAGCCUCAAAGUACCACAAGUCAGUUUGCCUCUGGGUCUCCAUCCUACUAUCCAAGUGCAUCACUCUCCUCCCCCGAAGGUGCCUCCAGUCAGUCUGCUGCAGUCCAGAGUUCACGGAAGCAGUUUACCUCUACCUUCACAGGCAACUCUGGCACACAGGAAGGGCCCUCUGAUCCCUUCAAAUGGCAGGGAAGCACCACCUAUGGUGGAUCACUCCAGCCUCAAGGUACCACAAGUCAGUUUGCCUCUGGGUCUCCAUCCUACUAUCCAAGUGCAUCACUCUCCUCCCCCCAAGGUGCCUCCAGUCUGUCUGCUGCAGUCCAGAGUUCACAGAAGCAGUUUGCUUCUACCAAUGGCACCCAGUCAGGGUCCUCUAAGCUAUUGACUCUGCAGGGAAGCACCACUUAUGGUGAAUCACUCCAGCCUCAAAGUACCACAAGUCGGUUUGCCUCUGGGUCUCCAUCCUACUAUCCAAGUGCAUCAUUCUCCUCCCCCCAAGGUGCCUCCAGUCAGUCUGCUGCAGUCCAGAGUUCACGGAAGCAGUUUACCUCUACCUUCACAGGCAACUCUGGCACACAGGAAGGGCCCUCUGAUCCCUUCAAAUGGCAGGGAAGCACCACCUAUGGUGGAUCACUCCAGCCUCAAAGUACCACAAGUCGGUUUGCCUCUGGGUCUCCAUCCUACUAUCCAAGUGCAUCAUUCUCCUCCCCCCAAGGUGCCUCCAGUCUGUCUGCUGCAGUCCAGAGUUCACGGAAGCAGUUUACCUCUACCUUCACAGGCAACUCUGGCACACAGGAAGGACCCUCUGAUCCCUUCAAAUGGCAGGGAAGCACCACCUAUGGUGGAUCACUCCAGCCUCAAGGUACCAAAAGUCAGUUUGCCUCUGGGUCUCCAUCCUACUAUCCAAGUGCAUCACUCUCCUCCCCCCAAGGUGCCUCCAGUCAGUCUGCUGCAGUCCAGAGUUCACAGAAGCAGUUUGCUUCUACCAAUGGCACCCAGUCAGGGUCCUCUAAGCUAUUGACCCUGCAGGGAAGCACCACUAAUAGUGAAUCACUCCAGCCUCAAGGCACCACAAGUCAGUUUGCCUCUGGGUCUCCAUCCUACCAACCAAGUCUAUCACCCUCCCCCCAAGGUGCCUCCAGUCAGUCUGCUGCAGUCCAGAGUUCACAGAAACCGUUUACCUCUACCUUUACAGGCAACUCUGGCACACAGGAAGGGCCCUCUGGUCCCUUCAAAUGGCAGGGAAGCACCACCUAUGGUGGAUCACUCCAGCCUCAAGGUACCAAAAGUCAGUUUGCCUCUGGGUCUCCAUCCUACCAUCCAAUUGUAUCACUCUCCUCACCCCAAGGUGCCUCCAGUCAGUCUGCUGCAGUCCAAAGUUCACAGAAGCAGUUUGCCUCUACCUAUGGCACCCUGUCGGGGUCCUCUAAGCUAUUGACUCUGCAGGGAAGCACCACUUAUGGUGAAUCACUCCAGCCUCAAAGUACAAGUCAGUUUGCCUCUGGGUCUCCGUCCUACUAUCCAAGUGCAUCACUCUCCUCGCCCCAAGGUGCUUCCAGUCAGUCUGCUGCAGUCCAGAAUUCACAGAAACAGUUUAUCUCUACAUUCAAAGGCAACUCUGGCACACAGGAAGGGCCCUCUGGUCCCUUCAAAUGGCAGGGAAGCACCACCUAUGGUGGAUCACUCCAGCCUCAAGGUACCAUAAGUCAGUUUGCCUCUGGGUCUCCAUCCUACUAUCCAAGUGCAUCACUCUCCUCACCCCAAGGUGCCUCCAGUCUGUCUGCUGCAGUCCAAAGUUCACAGAAGCAGUUUACCUCUACCUUCACAGGCAACUCUGGCACACAGGAAGGGCCCUCUGGUCCCAUCAAAUGGCAGGGAAGCACCACCUAUGGUGGAUCACUCCAGCCUCAAGGUACCACAAGUCAGUUUGCCUCUGGGUCUCUAUCCUACUAUCCAAGUGCAUCACUCUCCUCCACCCAAGGUGCCUCCAGUCUGUCUGCUGCAGUCCAGAGUUCACAGAAGCAGUUUGCCUCUAGCUAUGGCACCCAGUCAGGCUCCUCUAAACUAUUGACCCUGCCGGGAAGCACCACUUAUGGUGGGUCACUCCAGCCUCAAGAUACCACAAGUCAGUUUACAUCUGGGUCUCCAUCCUACCAUCCAAGUGUAUCACCCUCCUCCCCCCAAGGUGCCUCCAGCCAGUCUGCUGCAGUCCACAGUUCAAAGAAACAGUUUACCUCUACCUUCACAGGCAACUCUGGCACACAGGAAGGGCCCUCUGGUCCCUUCAAAUGGCAGGGAAGCACCACCUAUGGUGGAUCAGUCCAGCCUCAAGGUACCACAAAUCAGUUUGCCUCUGGGUCUCCACCCUACUAUCCAAGUGCAUCACUCUCCUCCCCCCAAGGUGCCUCCAGUCAGUCUGCUGCAGUCCAGAGUGCACGGAAGCAGUUUACCUCUACGUUCACAGGCAACUCUGGCACACAGGAAGGGCCCUCUGAUCCCUUCAAAUGGCAGGGAAGCACAACCUAUGGUGGAUCACUCCAGCCUCAAGGUACCACAAGUCAGUUUGCCUCUGGGUCUCUAUCCUACUAUCCAAGUGCAUCACUCUCCUCCCCCCAAGGUGCCUCCAGUCAGUCUGCUGCAGUCCAGAGUUCACGGAAGCAGUUUGCCUCUAGCUAUGGCACCCAGUCAGGGUCCUCUAAUCUAUUGACCCUGCAGGGAAGCACCACUUAUGGUGUGUCACUCCAGCCUCAAGGUACCACAAGUCAGUUUGCCUCUGGGUCUCCAUCCUACUAUCCAAGUGCAUCACUCUCCUCCCCCCAAAGUGCCUCCAGUCUGUCUGCUGCAGUUCAGAGUUCACAGAAGCAGUUUACCUCUACCUUCACAGGCAACUCUGGCAUACAGGAAAGGCCCUCUGUUCCGUUCAAAUGGCAGGGAAGCACCACCUAUGGUGGAUCACUCCAGCCUCAAGAUUCCAAAAGUCAGUUUGCCUCUGGGUCUUCAUCCUCCUAUCCAAUUGAAACACCAUCCUCACCCCAAGGUUCUGACAGUCAGUCUGCUGCAGUCCAGAGUUCAUGGAAGCAGUUUGUCUCUAGCUAUGGAACCCAUUCAGGGUCCUCUAAGCCAUUGACCCCGCAGGGAAGCACCACUUAUGGACUAUCACUCCAGCCUCAAGAUACCUCAAGUCAGUAUGACUCUGGGGCUCCAUCCUCCUAUAAUUGUCAUUGUGUACCGGUUUCCUCGCCCCGAGGUAUUGCCGACCAGUCCAGCCAAUCAUUUCAAAGCUAUUCUGGGUCCCAAAGCCAGAAGUCUCAAAGAUGGCAGCCUUCACAAGGUAUUCUGACCUCAGGUGCAGCUGCAGCACAGGUUGGCUCUCCAAUGCAGAGUUUGUUUUCUUCCCCGUCAUCAGCAGGAGGCUUUUCUUCAGAAGAUGCUGGACCGUUUGUUUCUGCACAGGGUGGUAGCAGCAGAUAUGGUGGCCUUUCUCUUCAUUCUCAACGCCCCUCUAGCAAGGACACCCCUGGGUCUCAUGCAUAUGCAAAGCUUGGUUCCUCUCCUCUAACUGUUUCUAGCCAGUCUACCAGUGACGAGCGGUCUAAUGGCCUGUAUAACUCAGACUCUCUGCGAACCCAGAGUCUCAUUGGUGUAGUUGAAAGACCCUCUAGACUCAUCUCAAGCUCCUUCCGACUCUACAGGCAGGGUUUUUUGUUUGCCAUGGACAAAGGGUGGACACAAUUUACCUUUAGGUUACCCUUGUUUGUAAUCUUCCUGCUCUUUUUGAGAAAUACUCAUGGAUUUAAAGGUGGGGCUCGUUCAGAUGCCCACCACUGGUGGGGCCAACCUUCAUACAAAACCUUCUCACCUCGUGCAGUCCAGUCUUCUGUGUCAGAGGUCCCUGUGACUGGGAUUUUGCCUGAAGAAGUGGGCUCUAGUAGGUUCACUAACAGACCCCUGAAAAGGUUGAACUUGCACCAAUUUGUUAAAGGUGGUGUUUCCAGCAGCCAUGGAUCAAUGUCCCAUGCCCAGACAGCUCCAAGCAGCUCUGUUUUAGCUUCCUUGCCUCUACCCUUAAAUGAACGGUAUAUAGGCCAUUUGACAUCGCUCCAGGGUUCCUCUGGCUCAGCCGCUACAGAUACUACUAGUGUUUCUACACAAGGAGAAAGUAGCUUCCCUGCCAUGCUUGGCACUUCUGGUCUGUCCACCAGUGAUCAAAGCUCCCCUAGUUUGUACAUGUCCAGCUCCUUGGAAACCUUUGGUGCUAAAUCAGCAGAAGCCACUUUGCCCAUGUUCUCUCAGGAGAGUAUGUCUUCCAGCAGUUCAUCUUCUCCAGGUGCCACGUACACUUCUCAAGGUAGCCCAGUGCUGGCUUCAGAAGGCUCUGGUCAAUCCAUCUCCCCUCAGGGUGAAAGUAGUUCCAGUGGCUUGUCUCAAGGGGCCUUGAGUGAAUAUAACCAGGACUCCAAUAACAUGCUCAGUUCAUCUGUUUCUAGUCAGUCUACCAGUGACCAGAGUACCCCCAGUUUGUCUACUUCUAGCAUUCAGGGAAGUUCAGGCAGUUUGCUGGAAGCUUCUGGCUCUUCUUUUCAAGGGGAAGUGGCAGGGGUUAGCUCUCUUGUUGACUUGUCUCCUCAAUCACAAGACAACUCCAUUCAGCUUCUACCCUCACCCUUGGAGGUCUCUAGCCAGUCUACUAAUGGUCAAAGCACUCCCAGCUUGUUUAUGCUUGGCUCUGAGAGCAGUUCAGAUUCACAGUCAACAGAUCCUGCUUCACCUCAAGACACUGAGGAUAGUCUCUCUCAAAGCAUUUCUAGCCAGUCCACAAGCGUUCAAAGUUCACCUAGUGUGUUUACAAGCACCCAGAGCAGGUCUGCCACCAAGUUAACUUCCAGUAAUUUUUUUCCUGUGCAGGGAGGUAGUAGUUCUACUAGCUUAUAUCUGAAGCCUCAGGGCACUCUUUAUGCCCCUGCGUCCCAUACCAAAUAUGUGAGUUUUCCAAUGUCAUCACACCCAGCUUUUUAUAGCCAGUCAAAAAGUAGCUCUGGUCCUUGGUUUGGGGGCUCUACUGGCUUUGCCACCGAGGGAAUGAGUAGCGCUUACAGUGGUUCUGUCCAGCCUCAAGGUACCACAAGUCAGUUUGCCUCUGGGUCUCCAUCCUACUAUCCAAGUGUCUCACCCUGCAGUCAGUCUGCUGCAGUCCAGAGUUCACAGAAACAGUUUGCCUCUAGUUAUGGCACCCAGUCAGGGUCCUCUAAGCUAUUGACCCUGCAGGGAAGCACCACUUAUGGUGAAUCACUCCAGCCUCAAGGUACAACGAGUCAGUUUGCCUCUAGCUAUGGCACCCAGUCAGGCUCCUCUAAGCUAUUGACUCUGCCGGGAAGCACCACUAAUAGUGAAUCACUCCAGCCUCAAGGUACCACAAGUCCGUUUGCCUCUGGGUCUCCAUCCUACUAUCCAAGUGCAUCACCCUCCUCCCCCCAAGGUGCCUCCAGUCAGUCCGCUGCAGUCCAAAGUUCACAGAAGCAGUUUGCAUCUACCUAUGGCACCCAGUCAGGGUCCUCUAAGCUAUUGACUCUGCAGGGAAGCACCACUUAUGGUGAAUCACUCCAACCUCAAAGUACCACAAGUCGGUUUGCCUCUGGGUCUCUGUCCUACUAUCCAAGUGCAUCACUCUCCUCCCCCCAAGGUGCCUCCAGUCUGUCUGCUGCAGUCCAGAGUUCACGGAAGCAGUUUACCUCUACCUUCACAGGCCACUCUGGCACACAGGAAGGGCCCUCUGAUCCCUUCAAAUGGCAGGGAAGCACCACCUAUGGUGGAUCACUCCAGCCUCAAGGUACCGCAAGUCAGUUUGCCUCUGGGUCUCCAUCCUACUAUCCAAGUGUAUCACCCUCCUCCCCCCAAGGUGCCGCCAGUCUGUCUGCUGCAGUCCAGAGUUCACAGAAACAGUUUGCCUCUAGCUAUGGCACCCAGUCAGGCUCCUCUAAGCUAUUGACCCUGCAGGGAAGCACCACUAAUAGUGAAUCACUCCAGCCUCAAGGUACCACAAGUCAGUUUGCCUCUGGGUCUCCAUCCUACCAUCCAAGUGUAUCACCCUCCUCCCCCCAAGGUGCCUCCAGUCAGUCUGCUGCAGUCCAGAGUUCACAGAAACAGUUUACCUCUACCUUCACAGGCAACUCUGGCACACAGGAAGGGCCCUCUGGUCCCUUCAAAUGGCAGGGAAGCACCACCUAUGGUGGAUCACUCCAGCCUCAAGGUACCAAAAGUCAGUUUGCCUCUGGGUCUCCAUCCUACCAUCCAAUUGUAUCACUCUCCUCACCCCAAGGUGCCUCCAGUCAGUCUGCUGCAGUCCAAAGUUCACAGAAGCAGUUUACCUCUACCUUCACAGGCAACUCUGGCACACAGGAAGGGCCCUCUGGUCCCAUCAAAUGGCAGGGAAGCACCACCUAUGGUGGAUCACUCCAGCCUCAAGGUACCACAAGUCAGUUUGCCUCUGGGUCUCUAUCCUACUAUCCAAGUGCAUCACUCUCCUCCCCCCAAGGUGCCUCCAGUCAGUCUGCUGCAGUCCAGAGUUCACAGAAGCAGUUUGCCUCUAGCUAUGGCACCCAGUCAGGCUCCUCUAAGCUAUUGACCCUGCCAGGAAGCACCACUUAUGGUGGGUCACUCCAGCCUCAAGAUACCACAAGUCAGUUUACAUCUGGGUCUCCAUCCUACCAUCCAAGUGUAUCGCCCUCUUCCCCCCAAGGUGCCUCCAGUCAGUCUGCUGCAGUCCAGAGUUCAAAGAAACAGUUUACCUCUACCUUCACAGGCAACUCUGGCACACAGGAAGGGCCCUCUGGUCCCUUCAAAUGGCAGGGAAGCACCACCUAUGGUGGAUCACUCCAGCCUCAAGGUACCACAAGUCAGUUUGCCUCUGGGUCUCUAUCCUACUAUCCAAGUGCAUCACUCUCCUCCCCCCAAGGUGCCUCCAGUCAGUCUGCUGCAGUCCAGAGUUCACGGAAGCAGUUUGCCUCUAGCUAUGGCACCCAGUCAGGGUCCUCUAAUCUAUUGACCCUGCAGGGAAGCACCACUUAUGGUGCGUCACUCCAGCCUCAAGGUACCACAAGUCAGUUUGCCUCUGGGUCUCCAUCCUACUAUCCAAGUGCAUCACUCUCCUCCCCCCAAGGUGCCUCCAGUCUGUCUGCUGCAGUCCAGAAUUCACAGAAGCAGUUUACCUCUACCUUCACAGGCAACUCUGGCACACAGGAAAGGCCCUCUGUUCCGUUCAAAUGGCAGGGGAGCACCACCUAUGGUGGAUCACUCCAGCCUCAAGAUCCCAAAAGUCAGUUUGCCUCUGGGUCUUCAUCCUCCUAUCCAAUUGAAACACCAUCCUCACCCCAAGGUUCCGACAGGCAGUCUGCUGCAGUCCAGAGUUCAUGGAAGCAGUUUGUCUCUAGCUAUGGCACCCAGUCAGGCUCCUCUAAGCUAUUGACCCUGCCAGGAAGCACCACUUAUGGUGGGUCACUCCAGCCUCAAGAUACCACAAGUCAGUUUACAUCUGGGUCUCCAUCCUACCAUCCAAGUGUAUCGCCCUCUUCCCCCCAGGGUGCCUCCAGUCAGUCUGCUGCAGUCCAGAGUUCAAAGAAACAGUUUACCUCUACCUUCACAGGCAACUCUGGCACACAGGAAGGGCCCUCUGGUCCCUUCAAAUGGCAGGGAAGCACCACCUAUGGUGGAUCACUCCAGCCUCAAGGUACCACAAGUCAGUUUGCCUCUGGGUCUCUAUCCUACUAUCCAAGUGCAUCACUCUCCUCCCCCCAAGGUGUCUCCAGUCAGUCUGCUGCAGUCCAGAGUUCACAGAAGCAGUUUGCCUCUAGCUAUGGCACCCAGUCAGGCUCCUCUAAGCUAUUGACCCUGCCGGGAAGCACCACUUAUGGUGCGUCACUCCAGCCACAAGGUACCACAAGUCAGUUUGCCUCUGGGUCUCCAUCCUACUAUCCAAGUGCAUCACUCUCCUCCCCCCAAGGUGCCUCCAGUCUGUCUGCUGCAGUCCAGAGUUCACAGAAGCAGUUUACCUCUACCUUCACAGGCAACUCUGGCACACAGGAAAGGCCCUCUGUUCCGUUCAAAUGGCAGGGAAGCACCACCUAUGGUGGAUCACUCCAGCCUCAAGAUCCCAAAAGUCAGUUUGCCUCUGGGUCUUCAUCCUCCUAUCCAAUUGAAACACCAUCCUCACCCCAAGGUUCCGACAGGCAGUCUGCUGCAGUCCAGAGUUCAUGGAAGCAGUUUGUCUCUAGCUAUGGCACCCAGUCAGGCUCCUCUAAGCCAUUGACCCCGCAGGGAAGCACCACUUAUGGACUAUCACUUCAGCCUCAAGAUACCUCAAGUCAGUAUGACUCUGGGGCUCCAUCCUCCUAUAAUUGUCAUUGUGUACCGGUUUCCUCGCCCCGAGGUAUUGCCGACCAGUCCAGCCAAUCAUUUCAAAGCUAUUCUGGGUCCCAAAGCCAGAAGUCUCAAAGAUGGCAGCCUUCACAAGGUAUUCUGACCUCAGGUGCAGCUGCAGCACAGGUUGGCUCUCCAAUGCAGAGUUUGUUUUCUUCCGCAUCAUCAGCAGGAGGCUUUUCUUCAGGAGAUGCUGGACUGUUUGUUUCUGCACAGGGUGGUAGCAGCAGAUAUGGUGGCCUUUCUCUUCAUUCUCAAAGCCCCUCUAGCAAGUACACCCCUGGGUCUCAUGCAUAUGCAAAGCUUGGUUCCUCUCCCCUAACUGUUUCUAGCCAGUCUACCAGUGACAAGCGGUCUAAUGGCCUGUAUAACUCAGACUCUCUGCGAACCCAGGGUCUCAUUGGUGUAGUUGAAAGACCCUCUAGACUCUCAUCUCAAGCUCCUUCCGACUCUACAGGCAGUAACCAAAUAUCUGACCAUUUUGUGACCAUGCAACGCCCCACAGGUUCAAACCUAACUCCAUUUCUAGGCUUGAGUGCCCAAGCAUCAGCUGUUGGCAUGUUCUCUGGUAUCCCACAGACUGCACAGGCUUUACGUGAAUCUGGGUCAGGUGUCCAGCUAUACAAUAAACCAUUCUUCAAUCGGCUGUACUCUGUAAAGGGCUAAGGGACUCUAUAAAACAGAAACCUUAUGCAAAGUGAUGUCUUCCAGAAUAUAAAAUCUAAUAAAUGUUUGCAAG
Molecule: messenger RNA, 11003 nt
Organism: Pimephales promelas (fathead minnow)
Lineage: Eukaryota; Metazoa; Chordata; Actinopteri; Cypriniformes; Leuciscidae
Source: RefSeq, a predicted model, not a curated record